Messenger RNA from Darwinula stevensoni, 4146 nucleotides. The record is from the annotation of a GenBank genome assembly. Lineage: Eukaryota; Metazoa; Arthropoda; Ostracoda; Podocopida; Darwinulidae.
AUGGUCAUGGAGAAGGGAAAAUCUGCUUCAAAAGGCAGGCAGAGCACCAUUCUGGAUUUAAUGGAGAACAUGAAGAAGAAGCCCAAACUGGCACCAGAAGGAGAUGAAGUCAAGCAUGAAGUUAUUGGUACUGUGAUCACUGAAAAAUGCCUUCCAAAGAAAUGUUAUGUCUGUGGACAGCAAUAUGAAGAUCUGAAGAUAUACGAAGGUGGACCAGAAGGAGCACUUGAGGAAGCUGUUGCUCUCACUGAUUCUUCAUUAUCUCUCUUUACUGGGGAAGAGGAGUGUGUACAUGAGGAUGAUUCAAGACCCCAAGUGAAGAUCACUGGCUUCUUGGUGUAUGACACAGAAGGACACUUGGUCCCCUUUGACACGGGUCUCCUGGAGAAAGGAAAGAAGCUUUAUUUUUCAGGAUAUCUAAAGCCAAUUGAUGCUGAGGAUCCAUCAGAAGAGGAUGGUAUCCCAGGAAAAGGGUUUGGGCCAUUGGCAGAAUGGUGGUUGGCUGGAUUCGAUGGAGGGGAGAAAGCUCUUCUGGGAUUCUCUACUGCUUUUGCAGAUUAUUUUCUCAUGGACCCUGCCACUGAAUAUGCAUCAUAUUAUGUCCCAGUUCAACAGAAAAUGUACCUUGCAAAGGCAGUCAUUGAAUAUCUAUCAGACAAUAUGGAAAAUAUGCCCACCUAUGAAGAUCUCAUGGGGUAUUUGGAAACAACCUCUCGACCUCCGGGAAUCCCUCCAUAUUCUGCAGAUGCCCUCAUGGAACAUGCAGCCUUUGUUCUUGAUCAAGUACAAAGCAUGGAUGAGGAAGACUCUGAAGAUGCUCCUCUCUUCAUAGCACCAUGCAUGCAGGAUUUGGCCCAAUAUUCUGGCUAUGUCUUUGGCCAACCGAGGGGGCGUCGGACAAGACUAAGGGUGAAGCAAGUGAGGGAGAAGAAGAAGUUCACUAAAGCAACCACAACUCCUCUUGUUCGGGCUGUCUUUGAAACUGUCUUUGCUGAGGUCAUUGAUGGAGAUACACCUAUCCAGACCAAGAAGAAAACUCGGUGUGGGGUGUGUGAGAAAUGUCAGGCACCAGACUGUGGCAGCUGCAAAGCAUGCAAGGACAUGCUGAAGUUUGGUGGUACAGGAAGAAGCAAGCAAGCAUGUGUAUUAAGGAAAUGCCCAAAUGCAGAUGCAGAAGAUAGUGAAAACUUACCACCAGAUGACUUUACUACUGAAUCUGAGUCCAAGAUACCUGAACAGAAGCCCAAGCGUCGCUUCUUACGCCAAAUUACCAGUGCCAAAGGAAAGUGGAUUGUGCAUGCUCUUCCUUAUGAAAAUAUGGAGAAUCGUAAGAAUAUGGUCAUGCCUAAUGAAACUAAGUCAUGCUGGGUAUCCAUCACAUGGGAGCAAUAUGAGCAAUCUAAACUCGAUAGGAAAGUGCAAGUGAAUGGGCAUGAGGUCAAUGCUGGUGAUGCAGUAGCCAUGACUCCAUCAGAAUCUUCACUGCCUAUGGUGAUUGCUCGCAUAGUUCACCUCUUUGAAAAUAUCAAGAAUGAGGAAAUGAUGUGCCAUGUCCAUUGGUACAGGUAUGUUGCAUCUUAUCAAAUCCAACAAUUCCUUCAUCUUGGUAAAUCAUAUACAAAAUGUCCCUAUCUGAUGCACAGCCGAGGAAGUGAAACUGUGUUGGGGGGAACAAGUUAUCAGCAUGAACUAUUCCUCAUCCCUGACUGUGAGGAUAUAUCCAUCUCUUCCAUCUGUCGUCCUGUGCAAGUGGAACAUGUAUAUGUGGAUCGGGAUAUGUGGGAAGAGAGUGGAGGAAAAGAAAUUCCAGAUGACAUCCUGCAAUUGUUGGCAUCUGGACAUCAUGAUGACCAGAAUUUUACUUGCAGAUUCAGAUAUAUUCCAGAGCUAGGACGUUUUCUGGACCCACCCAAUCGAAAGACCUUGAAGUACUGCAUGUUUGAAGAGGAGCAGCCAUAUUGUUGGUCAUGCAAUGAAAAGAAGUUGUUGCAAACUCAGGAGAUCCCAAAACCACUACUGAAACUUGAUGAAGACAAGGGGAACUUCACUGAAUUAUUGUGGAGGGGAGAGAUCAUACACGAGCAUGAUUGUCUCCUUCUGGACCCUCAGGCUUUCUCCUUCAAGUUCCAGCUGUGUAAGCAAGAGCCUGCAAAGAAGCCCAAGAAAUUGACAGUGGAUGAAGACAUGUAUCCAGAACACUAUCGAAAGGGAAAGAUUGGAGAGCUGAAGAAGGGCAGUAAUGAUGAUACACCUGAACCAUUCAGAGUGGCUCAAGUCCUCAGGUUUGUGAUAAAAAGUGGAAACAUUUUUGUGCAUCUCCGUAAGUUUUACCGUCCACAGAACGUUCCUCAUGUUGAUGAAGAUUCCAUGGCUCUCCAUGACUGGUAUCGGCUGUACUGGAGUGAAGAAGAGGCUACAGUUCCUUUUGAGAGUGUGAGGGGAAAGUGCUUUGUGAUCCAUGACUCAAAUCUCAGUGAAAUGAGCCCUCAUGAAUGGUGCCAAAAAGGGCCCCUGAGGUUCUAUGUUUCCAAGGGAUUCGAUGGGACUACAGGGGAGUUUUAUGACCCUCCAUCGCAAGCCAUCCGUCUUGGUGCUCCUUCCAAGGGAGGCAAAGUGAAAGGGAAGUCUGCAGCAAGGACAUACAAGUCAUAUGACACAGUCCCUAAAAAGCUGAGAACAUUGGAUAUAUUUGCUGGUUGUGGAGGCCUUUCUGAGGGGCUUCAUGAGUCAGGAGUAGCAGAAUCUUUGUGGGCUGUAGAGAUUCUCCAGGAAGCAGCUGAUGCCUUUAAGUACAACAACCCCAAGAGUACUGUUUUUACAGAUGACUGCAAUGAGUUACUCAAUCUGAUCCUUCAGAAACAUCACACAGAUGGGAGUGAGACAAAUGCAAAGAAGCAGAAACUGCCAAAGAAAGGGGAAGUGGAUCUCCUUGUUGGAGGACCCCCAUGUCAAGGAUUUUCUGGAAUGAAUCGUUUCAAUGAAAGGGAGGCUUCUCAAUUCAAGAAUUCCUUGAUCGUGACAUACCUGAGUUAUUUGGAAUAUUUCCGACCUCGUUACUUCAUCUUGGAGAAUGUUCGAAACUUCAUUAGCUUCAAGAAAAGCAUGAUCCUGAAGUUGACAAUGCGAUGCCUUGUCACCAUGGGCUAUCAAUGCUCUUUUGGGGUUCUUCAAGCUGGUCAAUAUGGUGUGCCUCAGACUAGGAGAAGGGCGAUCAUCCUAGCAGCAGCACCUGGUGAAGUUCUCCCUAAUUACCCCGAACCUCUUCAUGUGUUCUCAGAGAAGGCUUGCAAGCUGAAUGUUCUGGUUGAUGAUACAAAGUUUGAACCCAUGCAGAAGUGGCAAUCCAGUGCACCUUAUCAAACUGUCACUGUGUAUGAUGCAAUAAGUGAUCUCCCUGAGAUUUCUAGUGGUGCAUCUCGUGAUACCAUUCCAUAUGGUAGGGAUCCUCUCACCACAUAUCAGCAGUUGAUGAGAGGUGAUGGAGACACAGUGAAAGAUCACAUCACCAAGGAAAUGGCUCCUAUUAUGGUUGCUCGCAUCAUGCAUAUUCCAACUACACCUGGAUCUGAUUGGCGGGAUCUACCAAACAUUUCUGUUCGACUCAGUGAUGGAACCUACACGAAAAAGCUAAUUUAUGCUUGGGAGGACAAGAAGAAUGGCCGAUCAUCAACAGGUGCAAUGAGGGGAGUAUGUUCUUGUGUGACAGGAAGGAAGUGUGAUCCAAAUGAGAGACAAUUUGGAACCCUCAUACCAUGGUGCCUUCCACACACUGGCAAUAGGCAUAAUCAUUGGGCUGGUCUUUUUGGAAGGCUUACUUGGAAUGGUUAUUUCUCCACUACUAUCACCAAUCCUGAACCAAUGGGGAAGCAAGGAGUUGUGCUGCAUCCAUCUCAGCAUCGUUUGGUCAGUGUUAGGGAAUGUGCUCGAUCCCAGGGUUUCCCCGAUCAUUUCCGCUUCCAUGGCUCCAGUGUUGACCGUCAUAGGCAGGUUGGGAAUGCUGUGCCUCCCCCAAUGGCAAAAGCUAUUGGUCAUGAAUUCAUCAAGGCAAUGCUGAACAAAAUGUCAACUGAAUAGAAUUCUUACUUUGUGACUAGGCUGAUAUUUUACAAUUCUCUUGUCUGAAGACUCAAUCAAGACUUUACUCCC